Messenger RNA from Symbiodinium necroappetens, 479 nucleotides. Lineage: Eukaryota; Dinophyceae; Suessiales; Symbiodiniaceae. The record is from the annotation of a GenBank genome assembly.
GGCUUCUGGCAUCUUCGCGUCAGCCGCUGCGAGUGCUUGAGAUUGGUUGUGGCAGCUCUGCGCUGCCCUCGCUCGUCACCUCCUGCCUACCAGGCACCGAAGUGGUGGCCACAGAUUUGCCCGAGGUUGUCGAGUUAGCUGUGCAGAACCGCAAGCACAACCAGCUGGUGCUGAGUGAAUCAGGUGCCUCCGACGUGCUUUUUCUCAGCCAUGACUACAGCCAGGCCGCAUAUGUGGAAGGAGCGCCCUUCGAUGUCCUGCUCUUGGCAGACCUCCUCUACGAUGGUGCCCUCCAGGAAGCCUUGCUCUCCAGUGUGGCAGCCUGCGUGCAGCCUGAUGGGGGCGUUGCCUUCGUCGCAUACAAGGAACGAGAUGCGGCCGUGGAGUCGGCUUUCUUCACGAGCUUGAGCCGCCCUGGAGCCUCAGCGGACGUCGCCGACGUGGAGUUGUGCGAAGGCGACACCGAGGAGAUGCUUUGA